This is a messenger RNA of Stylophora pistillata, 2867 nucleotides long. Its product is annotated as copine-3. Gene Ontology annotation, cellular component: plasma membrane. Gene Ontology annotation, biological process: cellular response to calcium ion. Lineage: Eukaryota; Metazoa; Cnidaria; Anthozoa; Scleractinia; Pocilloporidae. Gene Ontology annotation, molecular function: calcium-dependent phospholipid binding. The record is from RefSeq and is a predicted model, not a curated record.
UCGAAUUUCUUAGAGAAGGAAGUGCAUUGCCAACUUGUUAGAGAUCUGCGUAUUCAUCUUUUGACUAGUUUUAAGCGUCCCAAAAGGAAGCUGAAACGAAGUUCUAACUGAAAAUGCAGGUUCCAUACCCACCUUCUUCUGUACCUCCAACUGCACCUUCAACUUCACAGUUUGUUACUCGUGUUCAGCUGAAUAUUUCUUGCAGAAAUCUUCGAGACAAAGAUGUCUUAUCCAAGUCUGACCCAAUGGCCGUGGUCAUGUCAUUUAAAGAUGGUGGCUGGUUUGAGGUUGGACGAACAGAAAGGUUGGAUAACACAUUGAAUCCUCAAUUUUCAACAGCCAUCAUCAUAGACUACUUUUUCGAGGAGCUGCAGAAGCUGAAGUUUUUCAUUUAUGACAUUGACAGUCCAUCAAUGAGUCUUAAGUCUGCUGAUUUCUUGGGGGAAAUGGAGUGCACUUUGGGUCAGCUUGUGUCAUCUGGAACCUAUACAAAACCUCUAGUUCUUAAAGGUACUACUCAGAAUCAAGCUGGCAUUAUAACGGUGGUAGCAGAAGAAGUUUCAGGUGGAAAUGAUGAAGUGCAUUUCCAGUUUAGAGCUGAAAAGUUGGACAAGAAGGAUUUCCUUGGAAAGAGUGACCCCUAUUUAGAAUUUGCAAGAUCGAAGGAGGAUGGGAGUUUUGUUGUUGUACAUAGGACAGAGGUUAUUCAGAACAACUUGAAUCCCAAAUGGAAACCAUUUCAGAUUCCAGUGCAACAGUUAUGCAAUGGAGAUUACGACAGAACCAUUCGAAUUUUGUGUUAUGAUUGGGAUUCUGAUGGAUCACAUGACUUUAUUGGUGCAUUUACAACAAAUCUUCGUGAGAUGUGCUCAGCUCAACCAUCAAGGGAGUGGCCAUGUAUUAAUGAAAAGAAGCAGAAGAAAAAGCGUGGUUACAAAAAUUCAGGAGUAAUUUUUCUUGCGAAAUGUGAGGUUGUGAAAGUAUCAUCAUUCCUAGACUUUAUUCAAGGUGGCUGCCAGCUAAACUUUACGGUUGGCAUCGAUUUUACAGCUUCCAAUGGUGAACCAACCCAGUCAACAUCUCUUCACUACAUCAACCCUUACGCACCAAAUGAGUACCAGCAGGCCCUGACAGCUGUAGGAGAAAUCAUUCAGGAUUAUGACAGUGAUAAACUCUUUCCAUCUUUUGGAUUUGGAGCAAAAAUUCCACCCACAUAUCAGGUUUCUCACCAGUUUCCACUGAAUUUUAAUCCCAGUAAUCCGUAUUGUGCAGGUCUAGCUGGUUUGGUACAAGCCUAUCAAACCUGUAUACAGAGUGUACAACUUUAUGGUCCAACCAACAUCUCACCUAUCAUCAACCAUGUGGCUCACUUUGCACAUCAAGCAGCCCAGACCCAAACUGCCACUAACUACUUCAUACUGCUCUUAUUGACUGAUGGUGUAAUCACAGAUAUGGAUCAGACCAAGGAGGCUGUAGUGGCAGCAUCAUCACUUCCCAUGUCAAUCAUUAUUGUGGGUGUUGGAAGUGCAGACUUUGCAAUGAUGGAGGAACUAGAUAGUGACGACCAAGUCAGGUUGAUGGCUCACGGAAAGGCAGCUCAAAGGGACAUUGUUCAAUUUGUACCCUAUAGGAAAUUUAAAAAUGUUUCUCCUGCUGCAUUAGCAAAAGAAGUCUUGGCUGAGGUGCCCAAGCAACUGACAGACUAUUUCAGGGCAAGGAACAUUCUACCACAACAGAGACCAAAUGUUAAUGUUCCAUAAAAAGAGGAUACACAAAGCAAGAUCAUUGUACAAAUUAUAGCUUGCAGUUGGCUUUUAAUUGUCAAAAAGUUGUCUAAUAUUGUCAUAAAUAGAAAUUCAGCAACAAGAGUGGCAAUGGGUUUGUCUGUGACAUGUGAUUGAGGCCAAAAUCAAUAUGUGAUGCAUAAAUUUUACAAGAAGGCAAGAAAUUAGUUUUUGGGAAUUCUUUGUUUUGUAAUUUUUUUCAAAAUUUGCCUAUUAUAUUCUAAAAGUAACUGGGAGGAUUUUGUUAGAAUUUCUGGUGUGUAUAAAAUAAUAUCUCCUUUCUAACUUUGUCAGUUGGGUGAGUAGAAGACAAUCAAGGAAAAAAUACAUCUUCGCACCCUUGACUAUGAGGAAGAGGCGCGUUUUAGCCCUAUGAACAACAAAGAAUCUUUCUCUCCCAACUUAUUCAUAAUCUGCGACCAGAUUGUAGCUACAUGAGAACCAUGUUCACAAGUGUUCAUGGGUGAUCUUGUCUGUAUUUUAUGUUAUUUAGACACUUUUGAAUAGAGAAAGACUUAGCUGAGUCAUGCAGAAGGCCGAUUAUAUAAUUAUACUUAAUCAACUGAAAAUAAUGUCAAACCAAUCCAAGCCUGUAUAGUGGAAAGAGGAAAUUCUAUACAAACAUAAAUGUGCAAUACAAAUUUUUAUUUUCAAGAAAUACAACAUCAGAAUUCUGCAUGUUUAUAACCAGAGUGACAAAUGAGUUAUCCACUUUCCGGUGUUAAGUUCCCAGCUAUGGGUCAAUUCAGUAUUACUCAGAAAUCUAGAUUGAUCCUAGCUAUAUGUAUUGUAGGCUACAUAAUAAUUAGAGUUAAAAACUAAAUGUACCAUUAAUUAUCUUCCCAUUAUAAUUCACAGUAUGCAAUGUACAUUAAGGAUAUAAAAAAUAUUGUUGUUCUGAGUACAUUUCCUUCAGUUUAUUGUAUUAAAAAAAAUAUCUGUCUAAUUCCCCCCUCAGCCAUAAUACUUCAUAGAACAAUAGAGAAGCUGGAGCUGUUUACAUUUAAUAUCAGGGAAAAUGUGCCUGUUUACUUAUUAAAUUGUGCCCAAAGCUCUUGCAGAAAUUAAAGUGUCUAGAAAAUU